Messenger RNA from Amblyraja radiata (thorny skate), 3852 nucleotides. Its product is annotated as adiponectin receptor protein 2. The coding region runs from base 227 to 1300 and encodes 357 amino acids. Gene Ontology annotation, biological process: adiponectin-activated signaling pathway. The record is from RefSeq and is a predicted model, not a curated record. Gene Ontology annotation, cellular component: plasma membrane. Gene Ontology annotation, molecular function: signaling receptor activity. The transcript has 8 exons. NCBI's taxonomy places the organism in Eukaryota, Metazoa, Chordata, Chondrichthyes, Rajiformes, Rajidae.
GGCGGGUGGACGAGCCUGCAGCGCCCUGACCGAGGCGGCCGGCGGGCGGGCGGGCGGACACACGGACAGAGACAGGGUUUUGGAUUCAACUGCACUUCAUUGCACACAAGAAACCUUUUUUUACUUUAAAGACGAACUUUUUAUUAUUAACAAGCUGGAAGGCCCACGAUUAGACGAGAACCCGAGCUUGGGCUUAAGGCAUCGGAAGGAAAGCGUAGGAUACCUGAUGUCAUCUCAAGAAAAACAGUGUAACACCCCAAGCUCAGAGUUGAAUGAAGUGAAUCCUCUUGUAAAUCAUGAUUCUGAUUUGUUGGAUAACAACACAGACACUGAAGAGCCAGAAACUGUCGAAGAAGAAGGAUUUAUGAGCAUUGCCCCACUACUACAGGCCCACCAUGCCAUGGAAAAGAUGGAAGAGUUUGUCCACAAGGUGUGGGAAGGACGAUGGCGGGUCAUCCCCCAUGAUGUGUUGCCUGAUUGGCUGAAGGAUAAUGACUACCUCCUGCAUGGCCACAGGCCACCAAUGCCAUCUUUUCGUGCUUGCUUGAGAAGCAUCUUUAGGAUCCACACAGAAACGUUGAACAUUUGGACACAUCUUAUAGGUUGUCUUUUCUUCCUCUGUCUUGGAAUUUUCUAUAUGUUUAGGCCGAACAUAUCAUUUGUGGCCCCAGUGCAGGAGAAGGUUGUAUUUGGAGCCUUCUUCCUCGGCGCCAUUCUCUGCCUGUGUUUCUCUUGGUUGUUUCAUACGUUCUACUGCCAUUCAGAAAAUGUUUCACGUGUAUUUUCCAAGUUGGACUAUUCUGGCAUAGCACUUCUAAUAAUGGGCAGCUUUGUGCCAUGGUUAUACUACUCCUUCUAUUGUAACCCCCAGCCAUGUUUCAUUUAUUUGCUUGUUGUCUGCGUACUUGGUAUCACAGCGAUCAUAGUCUCCCAGUGGGACUAUUUUGCAACGCCACAGUACAGAGGUGUACGAGCUGGAGUUUUUGUUGGAUUGGGGCUGAGUGGAGUCGUGCCUACCCUGCACUUUAUGAUAUCAGAAGGAUUUUUCAGGGCUGCUACAAUUGGACAGAUUGGCUGGUUGUUCUUAAUGGCAACAUUGUAUAUCACAGGAGCUGCCUUAUACGCUGCCCGUAUCCCGGAACGUUUCUUUCCUGGAAAAUGUGACAUUUGGUUUCACUCUCAUCAGCUGUUCCAUGUUCUGGUAGUGGCCGGUGCAUUUGUUCACUUUCAUGGCGUCUCAAACCUUCAGGAGUUUCGUCAUGGUGUUGGUGGUGGAUGCACUGAUAAUGACUUGCUAUGAAACUAAUCUCCAAUUAUAUGUGCAGUGGAACUUUGAGCAAUGGUAUAGGAAUUGGUGAUGAAAUAACUGAAAGAUCAAAAUUCUUACCACCGUUUAAUUUGGGUGAAUCAGUCCAAUAUUGUGUAUGGGAAGGCCAAAUAACAUUGGAAUACAGGAGUCCACUGCAUCAGAAUGGCGUUUUCAGUGGCGACUCUGGGUUUUCAAAGAAGCAAUUUUUGUGGUAAAGAAGCAAAAGAUACGACAUCACAGAGUCAUCACUUGAGGUGUGACCAACGCAUUUGUCAACUGGUUGUCAAACCCAAUGGAAAAAAUGUAAAUUAUAAAUUAUAAGUUAGUAUGUAAUUUACAAAAUUGCUGAAUCUGAAGCAAAGUUCUGCUUUAACUGAAUACCAUAUUUAUUUCUAUGAAAAGAUAUAAAAGUGGAAGAAAAAUUGAAGAUAAUACUUCCGAGCAGAGUCUGGCUGCUUAUAACAAAAGAAAGAUCUUGUAAAUAAGAUUUCUAACUUUCAGUUAAUUAGAAAAUUUAUAUAAUAAAAACUUUUGUACAGUAAACAUUUUCAAGAGUACCACACACUGUUAACUACAUUGCACAAAUAUUGGUAGACAUCAGGUAGUGGAAAGAUGCCAGUAUAAGAGCAAUGCAAAAAGCCUUCCUUGUGAAGGCUUGCCCACUAAGUGUGCUGUGAGGCCUGAUAAUUUUAAUUUUCUAUUCUGUCGUAUGCUAUGUAAAUAGCAUUUCCGAUCGGUGAGAUCAAACAGAAGCAGGUGUGUGCAAAUUUCUAUUGAUUGUGCACCCACUUCAACUUCUAAGGAAUCACAUGUGCAUAUAUAUAUAUAUUCACAUUUUAUAUACAUAUUCAUGUAUAUAGAUAAAUCAUUUUAUUUUUACUGUUGUGAUGUUCUGUCCCUGGGAUGGGGAAGUGGGUCUUGCCACUACAUUUGUUGGUUAGUUUGUAAAUGGUUGAUGUCAUGUGAUAUAACUGACCUGUUGCAAGUUGCUUUCAGGUUCAGUUAGAAACGGCUCAUCAGCUUUAAAACAUUUUCGGUUUAUUAUGUGGAUGUUUCGACAAACUAAGAUAAAGAAAUAGAUUGCCUUUAUUGUUGAAGGUGAAUGGUUCAAAAUAGCCUUUUCUGCUAAUUUCUAAGCACCUUGACACUUAGUAAGGAAACUUUGUAAUCAGGUUUCUAGUUGAAGUACAAGUUUUGAACAAUUCUGAGUAAUUUGAAUCUGUCCACUUUAAAAUAAUUUAGUUAAUUCACUGUGCACUCUUAAUUUGACAUCAGAGGUUGCAGCAGGUGUUAUUUAGCCGGCUGUAACAUGCUGAUUUUUGUUGGAGGUUUUGUAUGGAAAUGGUGUCAAAUGUUUACACUUGCCUGAUGAAGGACAAAUCAGAAUUGCAUGUGAGUAAUACUCGCUUGGACACUGAUCUGCCAUGUAUAAUGUUAUCUUCCCUUCCACCACCACACUUGCACAUACUUCUAAAAGUUUGAAUUUUCCGUUGUUUUUGAAUUGACUCAAACAGUGGAGUGAUGUCUGUGGCGGAUGAAAGAGGAAGGUGAAACAUUUCUCAUUCAAAUGUUUUUGUCUGCGGACCGUGAAGUAAUAUUGACUGGAUAUAUGAAGAAACAUGCCAAACCAUCUGUAGGGAUGCAUUUUGGGCAAAGGUGAAGAAAGAAGAGCAACAGAAAAGGGAAAUAUAGUCUUAACUGAGUAGUCCAACUGAGUAGUUGGCUAUCACAAUCCGGAAAUAGUCCUAACCACAUUUUUGUUCUAAAGUUUAGAAUGCCAUUGUGCCCUUGUAAGGGCUUACAUGGAUUACUCUUAAAAUUAAUACUAAUAUUAAUAAUUAAUUGAGCUGGUAAGAUUGGCAAACUUGGAACGUAAUUUAAAACAAAGAACAAAUCUUUGGUUCAGGUUCUUGGUAAGACCAGAGCUGUUAUGAAUUGUACUUCAUGCGAUAGUUUAAUUCCUUGUAAAUAAUGUAAAUAAUGAAUCUAUUUGCAUGAAAUGCAAGAGAUUUGAACUGAGUGAGGUGGUAUCUUGAUGUUUAGACUCUUCAAGAUUCCAUAGAAUGUGCAUUGAAAACAACAAUAAUUUACCCUCUUGAAAUACCUGAGAUGGUUAAUUUGAAAUGAUUUGAAUUUGUGUGCUGAAAUGUUGCCAUGCCACAUACUGGAGCAGAUCUGAAUGGUUGGAAAUUUUCAGGAUUCCAAUUUCUUUUUUAAUCAGCUGAUGUAUCCAUCGGAAAUGAAUUGAUUAUCCUUGAGGCGAGAAACCAUUUAAAAACAAAAAUCUGCUGUACUUUGUUGGCUUGCAUUGCUUGGUCAAGAUUUCUCAAGAGUUUGCCCAAUGCCUUAUUAGGAUCUGUGUUUUGCUUGUUCUGAAUGUUUUAUAGUCAAUAAUACUUCAUUUCCAGAUAAAAUGAGGCCUUGUUUAUUUCCCACUGCUUUAAUUUGAGUAUCUCUGGAUUAAGUAUAUAUUGGCUAAGGGUGCAUAAUUGGAUUUUUACUUGAUGUAAGAUUUCAACCAAUAAUAAAAAAAUAACUUUUGG